Pocillopora damicornis (cauliflower coral) is the source of this 2619-nucleotide messenger RNA. RefSeq lists its product as uncharacterized. Lineage: Eukaryota; Metazoa; Cnidaria; Anthozoa; Scleractinia; Pocilloporidae. The record is from RefSeq and is a predicted model, not a curated record.
UUCGUGUGUAGCCAAUUUCAGCCGUGACUUCCCGUAUGAGCUGAAAAGGUCGUGCUGUUUCUAUAUUUCAGACGUUUUCAAUUGCUUUUCAAGAAUAGAACUUUUGUCUUGCUCAGAUGUUGACUCACUCAGGGAGAAAAUUUGAUUGAAAACGUGACCGCAAGGGAGAAAACAGGCCUGAGUGUGAUCGAGUACGUCAGAAGAUUGCGAUUAAGUGUUCGAUCGAAGCUUUUUGACUUGAGUGUUUGAGCAAUGGCUGAUGAAACAAGAGAGGAUGGUACUGGUCUCAUGAAUCAAGGAGAAACUCCUGAGGAAAAAUCCCCACAAGAAUUAUCAUCUGCUGAUGAUAUAGCUGCUGAUGAAUUGUUUGAUUCUUUUAUGGAGAUUGCUAAUGAUCCUAAACUCCAAGAAGAGGAGGCUAAUGCUAUAAGUGGAGUUGGAGAUGGAGUAAGGGAGCCCUCUGACCCUCCUGAUCAGAAGCUUCAAGACAGCAGUAGUGAUGCAGAGAAACAAGAUAAAAUGGAAGGAACAAAUAAUCCAGGAGAAGCAAAUGCUUCUUCUGAUCCUUCCAUCUUAGAGCAAAAUGAUUCUAAUAGCAUCACUGAUAAACUACAAACUGAUGCUCAAACUGGAAAAAAUGAUCAGAACAAAACAGAAAGUGAUCUUAAGGAUUCUUUGAAUAGAACACUUGAGCAAGAAGAAGCAGUGGAAUCUUCAGAUCUGUCAUCACCUGUUAAUGAAUCCAACAAUAGUGAGAAUGAACAGUCUUGUCCUCAAGGUAAAGAUGGAGUAGAAGGUGGUUCUGCAUCGUACAUUUCUGAUAGUGGUGAGGUAAAUUCACAUGGUGCACCUGAGCAAGGUGCUACAGAGGUACCAUCUGAAAAAAUGGCAAUAUCUAAUCAGAUUUGUGAUGAAGAGAAAUCAGUUGAUCAAAAUGGUACAACUGUUGUUGUUCCCUCAAAUCCAGAUGCAACAAGUAAGUCAGUAAGGACAGAAGAAAGUUUAGAAAAGAGUUUGAUUGAUACUGUAGUACAAACAACUGAAAGUAGUGAGACUGAUAGUGUUGACAGUGCUAAUGUUUCAUCGGGUGAUGUCCAAGAGGUUGAUAGUUCAACCACUACUGAUCUUGCCAAGAGCUUAUCAAAGGCCAUGGAGGAUCUAGCAGGGCUAGAACAGCAACUGUGUACAGCAAUGACUCAGAUGAAACAAUCAAAUGAAAAGAAAAUAGAAGAAGAAAGUGGCAAAGAAGGAUGCAUUGAGGCGAUUACAUCAGAAAAUGUUGACAAUGGAAACAAAGAUGAAGAGAGUUGUAAGAAGAUAGCAGAUGAAGUUGAUAAUGACAACAGGGAGACUGAAGUGGACAUUACUGAAACACCACUCGUUGAAAAGGAAAAUGCUGUAUCUGAUGAGCAAGUUCUACCAUGCAGUGAGGAUUCACAAGUUGAAGACAGCAGUGUCUUGGAGACUAGUAACCCAGCAGAUGGACAUGAAGAUGUAGGGCAAGAAGGUGAAUUAUCAGGAGAAGUAAGUAAUGCAGAGGAACCUUCGCAAGAGGUAACAGGACAGGAAUGCAAAAAUGACCUUGACAAUGCCUCCACUGAGAAGUCAGAUUCUGCAGAUGAACUUGACUUGGAAGUUGCAAGGAGUGGCAUGGAAGCAGCAAUACCUGAUAUUGAAAUUACAACAGACGAGAGUGGCAUAUCAGCAGGAACAGAGGAAAGCUCAUCAAACAGUCGACCAGGAACACCAGCAUCAAAUGAGGAUGGGAUAGAUUCAGACACACCUUCUGAUUAUGGAGAUGAUGAGGAGAAUAAUGCCUUUGGUACUGACAAUCCUGGAGCUUCUAAUAGAAAGUCAUGGCUUCUGGAAACAGACAGGGAACGCUUGUCAUCAGAUUCAUCAACUGUUUCUGAGAGAGACUUCCGUGACAGUUUUUCCAAAAGUGACAUUCCUGAUGGAAAAUCAAUGAAGGAGGAUUACAUCAGAGGACACUUGUUGAAGAUGGGUGGAUCCGGCUUAACCCCAAAGAACUGGAGGAAAAGAUGGUUUGUGUUGAGAAGUGACAACUGCCUGUACUACUACAACAAACAAAAAGAUAAAUCACCCUGUGGUGCAAUCAUCUUGGCAAACUACUCAAUAUCAAAAGCACCUGAGAUUAACAAACCCCACUGCUUCAAGCUGACCAAAGGUGGUGCAAGGACAUAUUACAUGUGUGCAGGUAGUGACGUGGACAUGCGCAAGUGGAUGAUGGCCAUGAUGGAUGCAAUCAAGGGGUCAUCUGGCAGUUCCAAUCCAUUCACUCUUUCGGAAGGAAGUGUCCACAAUGUUAGCAUUCCUGCCCUAUCAAUCAGGGAUCCUGAUUGCCAUGGUUACCUACAUAAGCAAGGCCAGGGUAUCAAGGUUUGGAGGAAACGCUAUUUUGUCCUCAAGGAUGGCUUUCUCUACUACUACUCUGACAUGUCCAACACCGUUGCCUUGGGCGUGGCAAAGCUUCAUGGCUACACAAUUCAAAUAGGAGAGCAGAAGGAAAAGAAAUACUACUUUAAAGCUGUUUCUACAGAUCCGUUAUAUAGGACUUACUUUUUUGCUGCCGAUAGUGAUAUGGACAGGAAUAGGUAG